AUUUUUAGCGUAUUUUACAAACUGAACCAGUUGCGUUGGUUUUUUUGUUUUUCUGCUCGUCAGUAGCGUCCUUUGCGGGACAAGCAAAGGUAAAGGAGCAGCAUCCCUUCGCAGAGCGGCGUGUGGAUCUCAAGCAGGCGGAGAGGUGGGGGGGAAGAAAGUGCGUUGUUGUGAGUUGACGCUGAUCAUCAUCAUCAUCAUCAUCAUCCUCAUCUGGCCUGCUGCUGAGGAGCGGAGCCGGGAGCUGGAGUUUGCAGCAGAGCGCAGACCAUGGCGGUAAACCUGGACAAGGAAGCGUACUACCGCCGGAUCAAGAGAUUAUACAGCAACUGGAAGAAAGCGGAAGAUGAGUUCGGAAAGGUGGACGCCAUCGUGGUGUCCGUGGGCGUGGACGAAGAAAUCGUGUACGCCAAAUCCACCGCCAUACAGACCUGGCUGUUUGGCUACGAGCUGACGGACACCAUCAUGGUGUUCUGCGAGACAAAAAUCAUCUUCCUCGCCAGCAAGAAGAAGGUGGAUUUCCUCAAGCAGGUGGCCGUAACGAAAGGCAACGAGAACGCCAACGGCGUGCCGCCCAUCACCCUGCUCACCAGAGAAAAGAACGAAAGCAACAAGGCAAACUUUGACAAGAUGAUCGAGGCGAUUCGAGGCAGCAAAGAGGGCAAGACGGUGGGCGUGUUCAGCAAGGACAAGUUCCCGGGGGAGUACAUGAAGAGCUGGAACGACACGCUCACCGCCGAGGGCCUGGAGAAGGUGGACAUCAGCGCCGUGGUCGCCUACACGAUGGCGGUGAAGGAGGACGGCGAGCUCAGCCUGAUGAAGAAGGCGGCGGCCAUCACCAGCGAGGUUUACUCCAAGUUCUUCAAGGAGCGCGUCAUGGAGAUCGUCGACGCAGACGAGGUGAGCCCGAGGAGGAAGAGCCAUCACCCGUCCAGCGACAAGAACCACAUGCACUUCGGCGCCAUCACGUGCGCCAUGGGGAUCCGCUACAAGUCGUACUGCUCCAACCUGGUGCGCACGCUCAUGGUGGACCCGCCCCAGGAGAUGCAGGACAACUACAACUUCCUGCUGCAGGUGGAGGAGGAGCUGCUGAAGGAGCUGAAACACGGUGUGAAAAUCUGUGACGCCUACAACGCGGUUCUGGAAUACGUGAAGAAAGAGAAGCCCGAUCUCGUAACAAAGCUCACCAAAAAUCUUGGCUUUGCGAUGGGGAUCGAGUUCAGAGAAGGCUCUUUGGUCCUAAAUGCUAAAAACCAGUACAAACUGAAAAAAGGCAUGGUGCUGAGCAUCAGUUUGGGUUUCGCCGAUCUGGUGAAUAAAGAAGGAAAGAAAGAGGAGCAGAAGAAGUACGCCCUGUUCAUCGGCGACUCGGUGCAGAUCAACGAGGAGGAAGCUGCCACAAUCCUCACACCAGUCAAGAAAAAGAUUAAAAACGUGGGAAUCUUCCUGAAGAACGAUGACGAGGAUGACGAGGAGGAGGACGGCGACGACGCCGAGGAGCUGCUGGGAAAAGGAGCUCGCAGCGCCGCCCUGCUGGCCGACAGAACCCGAAACGAGAUGACGGCGGAGGAGAAGCGGCGGGCUCACCAGAAGGAGCUGGCCAACCACCUGAACGAGGAGGCCAAGCGGAGGCUGACGGAGCAGAAGGGAGAGCAGCAGAUCCAGAAGGCCAGAAAAUCUAACGUGUCCUAUAAGAACGUGUCUCAGAUGCCCCGAGAAAAGGACAUCAGGGAGAUGAAGAUCUUCAUCGACAAGAAGUACGAGACGGUCGUCAUGCCCGUCUUCGGCAUCGCCACGCCCUUCCACAUCGCCACCAUCAAGAACAUCAGCAUGUCUGUAGAAGGAGACUACACCUACCUGAGGAUCAACUUCUACGUCCCCGGCAGCUCUCUGGGACGCCAGGAGGGCAACAUCUUCCCCAACCCCGACGCCACGUUUGUCAAAGAAAUUACGUACAGGGCGUCCAACCUGAAAGCCCCCGGCGACACGUCGGUGCCCUCCACCAACCUGCAGAACGCCUUCCGCAUCAUCAAGGAGGUGCAGAAGCGCUACAAGACGCGGGAGGCGGAGGAGAAGGAGAAGGAGGGCAUCGUGAAGCAGGACUCGCUGGUCAUCAACCUCAACCGCAGCAACCCCAAGCUCAAGGACCUCUACAUCCGGCCCAACAUCGCCCAGAAGAGGAUGCAGGGCUCGCUGGAGGCACACACCAACGGUUUCCGGUUCACAUCGGUCCGCGGCGAUAAAGUGGACAUCCUUUAUAACAACAUCAAACACGCCAUCUUCCAGCCGUGCGACGGCGAAAUGAUCAUCGUGCUUCACUUCCACCUCAAGAACGCCAUCAUGUUCGGUAAAAGGCGCCACACCGACGUCCAGUUCUACACGGAGGUCGGGGAGAUCACCACAGACCUGGGCAAGCACCAGCACAUGCACGACCGCGACGACCUGUACGCCGAGCAGAUGGAGCGCGAGAUGAGGCACAAGCUCAAGUCCGCCUUCAAGAACUUCACCGACAAGGUGGAGGCGCUCACCCGGGAGGAGCUGGAGUUCGAGGUUCCCUUCAGAGACCUGGGGUUCCAGGGCGCCCCCUACAGGAGUACUUGCUUACUACAGCCCACGUCCAGCUCACUGGUCAACGUCACUGAGUGGCCACCGUUCGUGGUGACCCUGGACGAGGUGGAGCUGGUCCACUUCGAGCGCGUGCAGUUCCACCUGAAGAACUUCGACGUCGUCAUCGUCUACAAGGACUACAGCAAAAAGGUCACCAUGAUCAACGCCGUGCCCGUCAACUCCCUGGACCCCAUCAAGGAGUGGCUGAACUCGUGCGACAUCAAGUACACAGAGGGAGUCCAGUCUCUGAACUGGACCAAGAUCAUGAAAACCAUCGUAGACGACCCAGAGGGCUUCUUCGAGCAGGGCGGCUGGUCGUUCCUGGACCCUGAGAGUGAGGGAAGCGGGGCAGAGGAAGAUUCGGAGUCUGAGAUGGAGGACGAGACGUUCAACCCGUCGGCAGAUGAGGAGGAGGAGGAAGAGGAGGACAGCGACGAAGAUUACAGCUCAGAAACCGAAGACUCUGAUUACAGCGCGUCGCUGGGCAGUGAGGAGGAGAGCGGCAAAGACUGGGACGAGCUGGAGGAGGAGGCCAGGAAAGCGGACAGAGAGAGCCACUACGAGGACGAGGACACCUCCAACAAGAAGAGGAAGAUCCGGCCGCCGGCCCCGCCCCCCAAGAAGAAGAAGCGGCGAUCCUAAGCCCCUCCCCCACCUCCUCCCCAACCCUUCAACCCACUCAUACUGCCAAACCUAGUUGACCCUUGACCCCCCUUCCCACCCCCACCAUCCUCUGUUCCCCCUUCAGCCAACUGACUUAUUUGAUGCUCAAAUCUCACACACACACACACACACAAACACAAGAUGUGUAUGUAGUGGUAGGAAACCUUUUUUUUUUUGCUCAUCGAUGUCAGGAACCAGCAGGACGUCCUUCCUCACAGUUUAUCAGCUUCAUUCUCGCCCCUCCCUCUUGUUUUUUUUUUUUUUGGGGGGAUCUCAUUUCAUCCAUCCAUUCAUCCAUCUAUCAGGGUCCUGAGUGAGAGUGUGUGUGUGUGUGUGUGUGUUUGUGCAAAUGGGUUUUUAUUGCAGCCGGUUUCUUUUCUGUUGGAAAAAAAAAACAAACAUCAAAUUUCUUAACUGACGGAUAAUAAAGACAAGACUUGACAUCUCCCCUGCCAAGUGUUUUAUAUAGAACCUUUAUGAUCACCUCCUUCCUCGUCUUUCUUCUGUGUUUGUUAAAUUGUGGUU
Molecule: messenger RNA, 3795 nt
Organism: Salarias fasciatus (jewelled blenny)
Lineage: Eukaryota; Metazoa; Chordata; Actinopteri; Blenniiformes; Blenniidae
Gene: supt16h
Product: SPT16 homolog, facilitates chromatin remodeling subunit
Exons: 24
Coding region: 271-3249 (992 amino acids)
Biological process (GO): transcription elongation by RNA polymerase II
Cellular component (GO): FACT complex
Molecular function (GO): nucleosome binding
Source: RefSeq, a predicted model, not a curated record